AUGGGCAACCCUUUAACAAACAUCAUAUCAACAGUCACUACUCCUUUCCGCGCCCAAGUUCGUCGAGCAUCCAGUAGCGUAGUACCCAAGCGUCAAGGCGACCAUCCCAACGGCAUCUCCAACGGAAACGGCUAUACCUACGUUAACGGCACCAACGGGAGCACUAACGGACACCUCAACGGUCACAUCAACGGUCAUACUAACGGCUAUACCACCAUGGACUCCGAACGCCGGCCGCUCCUCGGCAACGGAAACGCCAACGGCGGCCGCUGGACCACCGAGUCCGACUCCGACUUUUCGUGGUGCACCUUCUUCCUUGAUAACAAGAAAACCCCUGGAACCGAAGAUUCCAACCCCCUCAUCAAGUACCCUACCCGAGUAUGGAACGUCACCAAGGUCACUCUUCUGAGCUCCUGGAUCAACAUCCUUCUCGUCUUCGUACCCUUGGGCUUCAUCGCCGGUGAACGAAACUGGGGUGCACCAGCAGUAUUCACUCUCAACUUCUUCGCCAUCAUUCCUCUCGCCGCGGUUCUCUCCUUCGCUACUGAAGAGAUCGCUCACAGACUGGGAGAAACCCUCGGCGGCCUGGUCAACGCAACAUUUGGUAAUGCGGUGGAAUUAAUUGUCAGUAUCGUUGCCCUCCGCGCCGGCGAAAUCGAGGUCGUACAAGCCUCGAUGCUUGGCUCCAUCCUCUCUAACCUGCUUCUCGUCUUGGGAAUGUGCUUCCUCCUCGGCGGCAUCGUCAACAUGCGCGACUCCAACGGCGUCGGCACCGAACAGACUUUUGCGUCGGGAACCGCUCAGACCACCUGCUCCAUGAUGACCCUCGCGUCUGCGUCCCUGAUCAUCCCGGCAGCCCUCUACAACGUCCUCAACCACUCCGGAAACCAAGAGAAGCAAGACAGUAUCUUGAUUCUCUCGCGCGGUACCGCCGUCAUUCUCUUGAUCCUCUACUGCGCCUACCUCUUCUUUGUCCUGCGCACCCACAAGGAGUUGUUUGAGCCCGAGGCCCAAGCUGUGGGCGACGUUGUCACGGAACCCGAGGAGGAUCCCAUCCUCUCGCCCUGGUCCGCCGCUUUGGUCCUCAUCGCCACCACUGUCAUUAUUUCCUACGCGGCUGAUUACAUGGUCGCCUCAAUCGACGACAUCGCUGCCUCGGGCGCCAUCAGCAAGACGUUCAUUGGUCUUAUUCUUAUCCCGAUUGUUGGAAACGCGGCCGAGCAUGUGACGGCUUGUGUGGUGGCGGUCAAGAACAAGAUGGAUUUGGCCAUGGGUGUGGCGAUUGGAUCCAGCAUUCAGAUUGCCCUUUUGGUUACCCCGUCUUUGGUUCUGUUGGGUUGGGCCAUUGGACAGCCGAUGACGCUUCAUUUCGAGACCUUUGAGACGAUCGCGUUUGCCUUGUCGGUUAUGGUGGUUACGUACACGGUGCAGGAUGGAAAGUCCAAUUACUUGGAGGGUGCUAUGCUUAUGGGACUCUACAUCAUCAUCGCCCUUGCCUUCUGGGCCAGCCCGGCUGAUGCUCUUAACAAGCUUUCAGCCGCCAUCUUCUAA
Messenger RNA from Sordaria macrospora k-hell, 1551 nucleotides. RefSeq lists its product as uncharacterized. The record is from RefSeq and is a predicted model, not a curated record. NCBI's taxonomy places the organism in Eukaryota, Fungi, Ascomycota, Sordariomycetes, Sordariales, Sordariaceae. Gene Ontology annotation, molecular function: calcium:proton antiporter activity. Gene Ontology annotation, biological process: calcium ion transmembrane transport; intracellular calcium ion homeostasis. Gene Ontology annotation, cellular component: fungal-type vacuole membrane.